AUGGACGCCGGGCGCAAGAAGUUCGUCGUGAAGCCCUUCCGCAACAACGUGGGCAUGGACGUCGCGAAGGCCAAGGAAACAUGGCAGGCCCUUCGCUGCGCCAUCAAGGAGAUCCAUGGCCACAACGCAUCGCUCCUCUCGUUCGAGGAGCUCUACCGGAACUCAUACAACAUGGUCCUGCACAAGCACGGAGACAUGCUCUACGCGGGCGUCGUCGAGUGCGUCACGGAGCAUCUCGUUCAACUCGCGGACCGCGUGAUCCAAGCCCCAGAUGAAUCGCUUCUACUCGAGCUCUACGCUACUUGGACGGACCAUACAAUCACGAUGACCAUGAUUCGCGAUAUCUUGAUGUACAUGGAUCGCACGUACGUACCGGGAAAGCGCAAGGUCCCGAUCUACGACAUGGGCUUACUCCUCUUCCGUGAUACGAUUGCCCGUCACCCCAACGUCAAGGAUCGGCUGCGAUGGAUGCUUCUCCAAAACAUCGAAAACGAGCGCAAUGGCGAGCUCAUCGACCGCGGAAUCAUGAAGGGUAUCUUGAGCAUGCUCGUGGACCUGGGCCUCCACACGAACACGGUGUACGAAGACGAUUUCGAAACCGAGUUCCUCCGCACGACGGCGGCCUUCUACAACGCCGAGGCCCAGCGACUUCUGGACCAGAACACGUGUCCCGAUUUUAUGCAAAAGGCUGACAAACGCCUCUCGGAAGAGCACAGCCGUGUGUUGCAGUAUCUCAAUGCCUCGACAGAAGCAAAGCUCAAGGCAAUUGUCGAGCGUGAACUCAUCGAGAACCACGCGAAAGCGUUGGUCGAAAUGGAAGGCUCGGGCUGCGUGGCCAUGUUUCGCGAAGAUCGCAUUGAUGGUACUACUUUUGUGUGUUGCAUUUGUCAUAUGCGCAAAUGUAGACUUACGGCGCAUGUACGUCCUCUUCAAGCGCGCCCGCCGUCUGCACUCGAGGAGAUCGGGGCCUGCUGCACAAACUUCAUCAAGUCGACGGGUCUCGACUUGAUCCAAACGCAGCUGAACCAACACCAGCCGUCUGAAGGCGCCGUGCAGUUUGUCCAAGCCGUCUUGGUCCUCAAGGACAAGUCUGCAAUGUUCUUGUCGCAGUGCUGGGGCGACGACAAGGCGUUCUACAAGUGCAUUCAACGCGGGUUUGAAGCCUUUCUCAACACAACGCGGACGUGCGCGUUCAUGCUCGCACAGUUCCUCGACGACCUCCUCAAGUCCAAGUCUCGCUACGACAACGAUUUGGAGCUCCAAGUUGACAAGGUUAUUGGACUCUUCCGCUUCCUCAGCGACAAGGACGUCUUCGAAGAGUACUACAAACGCCUCCUCUCGAAGCGCCUUCUCAACGCCAAGGGCUCUUCGGACGAGGCCGAGAAGAUGGUCAUCUCCAAGCUCAAGGCCGAGUGCGGGUAUCAGUUUACGUCCAAGCUGGAGGGCAUGUUCAAAGACAUGGCGAUGACGAAGGAUCUCAUGGACGGCUUCAAAAAGCACUCGCAGACGUUGCAGGUUCAGGUGCUCACGACGGGCUUUUGGCCGACGGAAAACUGUCUUUCGACGGGUCUCGUUGCACCACUGGAGAUCCGCGCGUGGAUUCACCGCUUCGAGUCGUUUUACUUUGGCCGCCACAACGGCCGGAAGCUCAACUGGCUCUACAACAUGGGCUCUGCCGAUAUUAAGGCAAUCUUCGGUUCUGGCCCCAACGUCCAGCGUCACGAGCUCACCGUCUCGACUUACCAGAUGUGCAUUCUCGUGCUCUUUAACGACCGCGAGAACUUGACGUACCGAGACAUUGCAGCUGCGACCAACAUCGAACCGUCCGAGCUUAAGCGUCACUUGAUUUCGCUCUGCACGCCCAAGUUUCGGAUCCUCACCAAGUCGUCGCGAGGCAAGGGUAUUGACGACGACGCCUGCUUUGGCGUCAAUCACGAGUACAAGUCGAAGCUCCACAAGGUGCGCAUUCCACUCGUGUCGCUCAAAGACAGCUCGGGCGAUGCGCCCGCCAGCAUCCCCGUCAGUGACGAGCUUCCGUCAACGGUGGCCGAGGACCGCAAGCAUCUCAUUGAAGCGGCCAUUGUGCGCAUCAUGAAGACGCGCAAGUCGAUGCAGCACAACAACCUUAUGGCCGAAGUGACGCGACAACUCGCGACACGCUUCGUGCCGUCGCCUCAGCUUGUCAAGCGACGCAUUGAAAGCCUCAUCGAGCGCGAGUACCUGACGCGGAGCCAGUCUGACCGCCGGCUCUACAGCUAUGUGGCCUAA
Messenger RNA from Saprolegnia parasitica CBS 223.65, 2268 nucleotides. RefSeq lists its product as hypothetical. The transcript is spliced from 6 exons. Gene Ontology annotation, molecular function: ubiquitin protein ligase binding. The record is from RefSeq and is a predicted model, not a curated record. The coding region runs from base 1 to 2268 and encodes 755 amino acids. Gene Ontology annotation, cellular component: cullin-RING ubiquitin ligase complex. Lineage: Eukaryota; Oomycota; Saprolegniomycetes; Saprolegniales; Saprolegniaceae. Gene Ontology annotation, biological process: ubiquitin-dependent protein catabolic process; protein ubiquitination.